AUUAAAGAUUGGUGGCUACUAGACCGUCGGUUUUAUGAUGAAAAGGUGGCAUCUUUUGAUCAUUUGAAGAAAAAGCACAAGGUUUUGUAUGAUGAUGGUGAAGAAGAAAUCUUGAAUCUUGGUAAGCAACGCUGGGAAGUGAUUAAGGAGACCCCCCUUGAUAAAGACUGUGAUGCAGAUUCUCCUGUAACUCCUAUUGUAUCAGCCACGGAAGGAAGUAAGAAAGUAAAAGGUGACUCUUCAAGAAAACACAAAAGACUCACCUGCAUUUCAGAGACAAAAAGGUCUAGACGCAAAGUGCAGCCAUUCCUUGCAGAGAAUGUUGAACAGAGCAAUACAACAAUGCAGGAUGUG
Molecule: messenger RNA, 354 nt
Organism: Cuscuta epithymum
Lineage: Eukaryota; Viridiplantae; Streptophyta; Magnoliopsida; Solanales; Convolvulaceae
Source: the annotation of a GenBank genome assembly